AUGGAAACUACAUAUAAGUAUUUCCACGUUAUUCUCCUAUGUCUGAGUAUUAACCUAUUCACCUAUGCGUGGUAUUCACCUGUUGAUGUAUAUGACAAAGUGGUCGAGCUAGUGUCGCCAGGAGAGGAAUACCUGGAUGAAAAGUCAGUUCGCUCCUUUUUCAAACUGUUAGAGAAGCGUGUGCAGUGCCCUGGUGUGUCGUGUGAAAAGUGCCUCUCUGUGCAGUCAGUAGACCAGCUGGUGGGUAACUUUACCAGCACUGGUGGUCUCCUUCACAACGAAGGCUUCUUCAGAGUAGCGGCAGGAUGCCACCUCUACCUCAGCUCUCCCACCGAGGCCUGCUCUGCCGUGAGGGCAGGGAGGUGGGGGGAUGAGACGGACCACCUCAUCCAGGAAAUCACAGGCCAUGACCACCACGGACACAGGCACAGGGAUGGGCAUGGACACGGAGACAUGGAGAGCAGUGGGAUAGAGACUCUACUCCGAAACAUGGAGAAGCACUACAAGCCUGAUCAGCAGUACGACCAGCACUGUCUCACUGGUCAAGACAUCUUAGAGGAGAGCAGCGCGUCAACUAGUGAUGGUGACCCUCACAACACGGAUGUGGUGUUUGGAUACAUAGUUUACCAUGCUUUACGAGGUGACUGCAUGACGGCCAGAGCACUACCUGAAGAGGACUAUUUUCUGGAUUUCAUAUUCAACCGCUUCAGCUCUGACAACAUCACUAUUCACGAGCUGGAAGGUAUUAUGAAGAGCCUGCAACUGGGUGGAAUCCACGAAGAGGACCACGAUCAUCAACAUGGAGAUCAAGAUGGACACGACAAUGACCAUAGUGACCACAGUACCGCUGGCGGGGGUCGAGGUGCUCAGAGUGGUUGGGGGGGUCGAGGUGGAAGUGCAGCCUUCAGGCAGAGUCACGAGGAGGGGUACCACCAGAGGAACAUCAGCAGCUGGGACCUGACAUGUUUCAGCCCAGAAGAACUGGUAAAGAUCCAUGGGCUGAAUGGAUCUAGCCUGUCCAGGUAUGACGUGGCCUGGCUUAGCCCAGCCCUGGUCCAGCAGAUCCUCAGUGGGGCCUGCAACAGCACCUCUCCCCCCACUGGACCAUCAGACCAGCUCAGCACCAUAGAGAAGUAUGUGUAUGCCACCAUCGCCAAUCUUCUGAUCUGUCUGGCCGCUGUGGUUGGCGUUGUGGUGCUGCUGUGUACUUCCUGUAGUAGCGUCUUCCAGCUCAUCAUCCAGUUCUGUGUCAGCCUGGCCGUGGGCUCCCUUACUGGGGACGCCCUGUUGCACCUCCUGCCUAUGUUCCUAGGCCUCCAUGUUCACAGUGAAGGAACAGACCACAGCCACUCAGAGGAGGUUCCAGACUACAUCUAUAAGAUACUGGUGCUGAUGGCUGGCAUCUACUGCUUCUAUCUCAUGGAGACUAUCUUCUCCAUCGUCACCAUGCACCAUGCCCCGCAUCACCAUGGGGUGGAGUCUGAGCCCCAUCACUGUGACCAUGGUAAAGUCCUGGAGAUGUACCUGCAGGACAAAAAGAACAAGCAGUCUGUAUCGCAGACAGAUCUGGUUGAUUGUAAUGACACAGAGAAAGCCUUUCCAGAACGAAACCAACACUCAAGAGAACAGCGUCUGCUACCCUACAUGGUUACCAUAGGGGACGGCAUACAUAACUUUGCCGAUGGCCUGGCUAUCGGAGCGGCCUUUUCUGUUUCCUGGAAUUCAGGUCUUGCCACGUCUCUGGCUGUGUUCUGUCAUGAGCUGCCUCACGAACUGGGUGACUUCGCUAUCCUGCUGCACAGCGGGGUGUCAGUGAAGAAGGCCUUGAUGCUGAACGUGGCCAGUGCCCUCACAUCCUUCAUCGGACUCUACAUCGCCCUCACCAUCUCUACUGACAUGGCCACCAAGCAGUGGAUCGCUGCCAUCACCUCUGGUCUCUUCCUGUACGUGGGUCUGGCUGAUAUGCUCCCCACCAUGAUCCAUGUGGACAACCGUAGGCCCUGGCUCAUGUUCCUGCUGCAGAACGUAGGACUGCUGUCUGGCUGGGGCAUCCUGCUGCUCCUCUCUCUAUAUGAGGAUACAAUUGGCUUCUAGAGCCUCCCAGUCAUAACACUGUACAGUACAAUACAAUUACAAAUGACACUAUGUAGGCUAUGCUAUAUUUCACCUGUUUUGAGAUUUUUACUGUAACACGCUUGGUAUUUCUAUGUGAUACAACAUUUCCUGACUACUUUUCUAGAUGUUAUAUACAGUAUGAGCAUCCAGGCUAGUUCUGGUGUAUCUUAUGCGUCUAACACAUAGAAGUAUAAUCUGUUGGUGUUCUGUGUGGACACAUCCUGCCGUUGGUGCUAAUGUUACUAUUUGAAGGGAUAUCAUCUGAAUGUGAUUAGUUCAAACUGUAAUUUAUACAACCUAUAUUUAUAAUGGGACUCACAGGUCCUCAGGCUACUUCCUCUCUAGUUGUCACACCUAUUGUAUUAACCUCAUGUACAGUGCCUUCAUAAAGUAUUCACACCCCUUGACUUUUUCCACAUUUUGUUGAGUUAACGCCUGAAUUGAAAAUGGAUAAAAAUUAGAUCUUGUGUCACUGGCUUAUAAAAAAUACCCCAUCAUGUCAAAGGGGAAUUAUGUUUUUAGAAAUGUUU
Salvelinus fontinalis (brook trout) is the source of this 2645-nucleotide messenger RNA. Its product is annotated as zinc transporter ZIP4-like. The transcript is spliced from 12 exons. The record is from RefSeq and is a predicted model, not a curated record. Gene Ontology annotation, cellular component: membrane. Bases 1 to 2094 code for a protein of 697 amino acids. Gene Ontology annotation, biological process: intracellular zinc ion homeostasis; zinc ion import across plasma membrane. Lineage: Eukaryota; Metazoa; Chordata; Actinopteri; Salmoniformes; Salmonidae. Gene Ontology annotation, molecular function: zinc ion transmembrane transporter activity.